AUGGAAAACUGUGUCGUCGUGCCGAUUCGUGCUCCACAGUGCUUGGAAGCGACGUCGGCCGGCGACGUCGAGGACGACGACUUCGACGAUGACAUUUCGGCCCUUCAAAGGGCAACGACGGCGUCAAAACGAUCAUAUUGGUCUCGAAAGGACAGUCAUGUUACUUAUAACUUUGCAAUUUUUUUCUAAUUACUGGAAAAAAAAAACUUUCUCAGAGAGGUUUCAAGAGGUUCCUCGAGCGUUACUAGGACAGGACACUAAAGUGGACACUACAGUCGUUUUUAGGAGUCUAGAAGUACCACUUGGACUUCUAAAGAGGAAACUAUAGUUAACUGACCAUUGAUUCGAUUGUUCAAAACCCUCAAGGGGUCAGUUGACAUUUUCCCAGUUAGCUAGAAUUUUUUUUGAUGUAGUUAACAAAGCCUCACUUUUCAAUAACGGCUCGAAUCGGAAUUUUUUCAUUUCUUACCAAGAGAGAAGUGAAUGGAAAACUGAAAUCAUGAAAGGCCCUUAGAAAAAAAAGAAUUUCUGAAAGGAACUGUAGUAUUGCUGCUUUUAUCAUGUAUCAACAUAAUAUCAAUUAUCAUUGACACCAUUUGAGACCAGACUUAUAUCCGCCACAUUCUUGUUAUUCGCAUCAUGGCGCCGAAAUGUGUCCGAAUUAAUAUUUUUUUUGGAAAUAUUAAAAGAAAAAAAUUACUGGAGUAAUGAAAAUUAAUGAGUUAUUUGAAAUUCAGUUGAAUCAAUUAUUCGUCUCGUUCUGACAAUAAAAAAAGAUUAUUUUUUUAAAAAAACAGAAAAAAAUCAAAAAUUAAAUUAAUCUAAAAAAAGGCGAAUUAUAUCUUUAUACCUUUUUUUAUUGAGUUGUAUCUUUUUUUAUAGAAUUAUAUCUCCUUCGAACCUAUCGUAUCCACUCACGGCGAUCAAAUUCUUUCGGUAUAAAAACAAGAGAAAAGACCAUUCGGAACACGGCCGCCGGACAAAACAAAUUGACGAAAGAGGGCCCCUGUAAGGUGACAUUGAUGAGGUCAACGGGUUGAUCUCCAUCCAACAACAAAAAACAAGUCUCAGGUCACACACUUCCGCACUAUACAGAGGUGCAGGAUGAAGAGAAGGGGUGGGAAGUUGGAAUAAAUUAAAAUUAUGUACAAAAAAGCCCCUCCAGGGAUCGAAAUCCUCUCAAAUAGUAUCUAGAAACACAAAAAAAUGUUCGUUUUUUAGUUUCAAACAAAAAUUUUUUUAUAUUAAUUUCAAUGCUUGUAUCCGCGUAAUUUCUUUUGUAACAGUAAUGUCAUGAAACACUGGCCAAACCCUCCUUUAUUGAGAACUAUCUCGAAAACCGAUUCUUUUUCCGCCAUCAUCACGAAAAACGUUAAAUUGAGAUGAUUACAAGGAAUAAUGGAUGAUCUGGAGAGGGAUCUGAGGUCACAAAACCAAAUGUUUGUCGACAAUAUAGGCGGGAGCCAAGGUGUGCGAGACCAACCGGCCGUGACCUCCGGUGACCCCGGCCCUGUACUCAAAAUGCACUAA
This is a messenger RNA of Caenorhabditis auriculariae, 1530 nucleotides long. Lineage: Eukaryota; Metazoa; Nematoda; Chromadorea; Rhabditida; Rhabditidae. The record is from the annotation of a GenBank genome assembly.